Hibiscus syriacus is the source of this 1338-nucleotide messenger RNA. RefSeq lists its product as uncharacterized. NCBI's taxonomy places the organism in Eukaryota, Viridiplantae, Streptophyta, Magnoliopsida, Malvales, Malvaceae. The transcript is spliced from 12 exons. The record is from RefSeq and is a predicted model, not a curated record. The coding region runs from base 137 to 1108 and encodes 323 amino acids.
CAGUCGAACACUUGCUUCGUGGCUUGAGGGAAAAAGAAAAAAAAAAACUUGCAGAUCAAUAUUAACACUUGCUUCUACACCAGUGGACAUGGGAUUCUUCGCCUAAUCGUAAUACUAUUACCAGUUUUUCGUGAAAAUGGCUCUUUACCUAUCUUGCUUUCCUCACCUCGCCGCCUCUAGCCUUCCUUUCUCUUCCUCUUUCUCAAAUAUGGGUUGGCGUCGGCGCUCGAAUGCGAUUCGGCUGGUGGGCUGUAGUAAUGCCGCGGUGUCAAGACACGGCCAAGAAUUCUGGUUUUCAGUUGUAUAUGAAUCCGAUCCGGAGCUUCGAUUGGUGCUUGAACUAGCCUCGGACGCCGAGUUAUAUGAGCUUCAAAGAAUCCUAUUUGGUCCCAGCUACUUUAGUCCCUUGUUAAAGUCUAUGCUGAAUGGAGAUGAUGUGGAGGAUAUGAUGAUUGAGGAGAAUGUUGAGGAGAGAGAAGCUUUUAUAGCAGGUCUUGAAUCACGUUUCUUAUUCCUUGCCGCUGAUGCCCGCUCAACAUUGAGGGGUUGGAGGCCAUCAUACAGAAAUGUCCUGCUUUCUGCGAGGAAAAAGUUGAACAUUCCUUGCUCAAGCAAAUUGUCCACGGAAGACCUUGAAGCAGAAAUUUUCCUUCAUCUAUUGAGGGAGUACUCAAGUGAGGAAUCGGGAACUUUUCCAGGCUUAUGGGAAAAUAAUAAUAUUUCCAACAUUCAAAAUAGUCUAGAAUUGGGACUCAGCCAGUGGAAGGUGCAGGUCCUUGCUGCUGGUAAGGUUGGCACAGCUGAAUUCCAAUCAAUGAUUUUGAAGGGUGGGGGUAUGGUUACUUUGGCAAAACUUUAUCAAUUGUUGACGGAGAAAUUGUCUGGAAAGGUGUUUCUGGAACCUGCCAACUAUUUGAUGAAAAAGGAAGCUCUUAGAAAGGGGGGACAGGUAGCUGCUAUUAAUAUAGAGUCUAGAGCAGCCUUGCUUGCAGCUAAGCAGGGCUUUGCCGGUGCUGCAUCCAGAUAUGUGGGCUUGAGGAGUAUGAUGAAUUUGCUUGGACCACUGUUUUGGGGACAUUUAUGGCUGAUGUUGUCAUUCAGAUGCUAGGAACCGAUUAUGCUAGAAUUUUGCGAGCUAUUUAUGGAUUUGCACAGAUCCGUAUCACCCGAACAUAUCGAUUGUAAUGCAAAGAUGAAUUGAGUUCUUAGCUUUUCAGGUUGUUCAUCUCAAACUUGUCUAGUAGUGGCACUGGCAUCCUUUCUUUGGAACUGAAGCUGUAGUGAUAUUGUAGGUAAAUUGUCUUGCAAAAUAUUAUGCAUCUGUUCAUAGAGAGAAUG